GAGGGGAUGGCAGCAGGGCUGCUGCUGCUCUCGGGUGAAGGGAGGGGUGCCCGGUUUUCCUCCAGUGUCAGCUUAACAGAGCUCGGGGGUCGGCCCUGGGGGAAGUAACGACCUCCUCCUGCCCCGCCGGACACUGGUGGGUGGGAGUGGGGAGUGAGUGGGGUCCACAGCAGGGCUCCACGUUGGCAGAAUGCCCUGGGGCAGAGGUGCCCGAUUUCCUUCUACGUUCGAUACCAGAAUGGGUCGUGAACCGUAAACAUUCCCAAAAGUGCAGUGUGAUGGCAAGAGCAGUUGCAAACGUUAGGUCUGGGUCAUGCUUGUUUCCAGAAACCUUCCCCGUGUGCUCUGCAGAGCCCUUUCUCUUCCUGGGUUCUUUUUGCGGGUGCGUGCCCUGACGAUUGCUAUCACCAUCCCUUUCUAGCAGUACCUCUUUGUGGUUUUCUCCUCUUUUCAAUGUACCUGUCCACGGAUCUCCUCUCUGACUGGCAUCCCUGAGACUCGCCUCCUCCAGCACACGGCCAAUACGAUGGGGGAGUCCUUGUUCAAACCCCACGUAUAAACCCAGGUCUUCAUUUUCUGGAAGUUAUUUGGCUAUCACUCUUUUGUUGCUGCCUUCUGAAUAACUGUAUAAUAAGCUUUGUUGUGGAGCGUGGGAGGAUUCCUCACGGAUACGCUAAUUAAUGAAGUGCAUAUAUAUGUGUAUAUAGCGGAAGUUACUUUAAAUGUAAGUUUGCAUAGUAAUGGCCCAUUAAGCUGAUUUUAAAGAUUUUUGCCUUCCAGAUUGUAUGCUGUCACUUUGAAGCGGGGAAGUCGCGUGCUGUGAAAGGGGGACCUGGCUCCUCCACUCCGUGUGCUGCACACAUCAGCUGUGGUGAGCUCUGUGUCUCUGGCAGUGAAGUUCAGCACCGUGUUUCACUUCUUCACGACCUCAGCUCUCUCUGUCUUUCAAAAACAUGCUUUGUCUUGAGACGUUUAGGCCCGUUUAAUACUAAAAUUGAUUAGAAACUGUUUAAACCCUCCUCCUGGCACAUUAUUUCUUGAUUUGUUCCUGCUUCCUAUUUUACGAUGGUUUAUUGCUCAGCGCUGAACUGCCAAAAUGCCACCAGCGGGGUGUACAAGAACAGUACCGUUACUUUCUAUGGCUUUCCUUUACAAAAUAAACCUCUCUUGAAGCAGUGGAUCCAGAACAUGGGCCGGGACAUGGGAACACCGUCCAAGCAUCAGCGACUGUGUUCGAAGCAUUUUGAGGACAGUUCUUUUGAAAUUGACCCCUUAAAAAUUAGAAAAAACAGACGUCUGCUGAAAGAAGCUGUUCCCAAAAAAUUCGUUUUGGGGGAAGAUGGAAACUGGCUCGUUGGCACACCCCGAAGUUUCUGUGGCGGGAUAAAUAAUAAAACUCGAAAACGAAUCCGGAACCCUGAGCACUUGAGGGUCCCUGGGACAUUUGAUAAUGCUGCAGCGCGGGAGGGGAAGGACUUGGAAGACUGGCAGAAAGAGCUUUACAAGAAAGUGAUAAAGGAGAAUUAUGAAUCUUUAACCACAUUGGUUCCUUGUGCAGACUAUGCUGUUCCCAAAAGCAAUAUCCAGCCAAAAGAAGUGCUGCAUGUCAAGGAUCAGCAGGAUUUUGAGGAAAAGGCGAUUCCUGCAAGUCUUGGCGCAGGCUGUGGUGGUACUGUGAUCAGAUCCGAGUUGCAGAGUCACUCAAAGAGUACAGAAAAUACAGAACUGCAUGGAUCAUUCUCAGGAGGAUCCCGAGACCUGACUUGCCAAAUUUCAGACAAGGGGGUAACAUCUGAGAGUCAUCAGAAUUCAGCAACACAUCAGGCAAAUCCAACGGGAAACAGAAGAGGUAACAGCUCUUUUGAGGAAGGAGAACCUAAUGAAUUCAAAGAGAUUUUUUUUUAUCAGCAAACCCAUACAGGAGAAAGGCUGUAUCUGUGUACAGAGUGUCAGAAGACUUUUAAAUUGAAAAUUGGACUUCUAAAACAUAAGCAAAUUCACACUAAAAAGAAUCAGGUAUCAUCAUAUAUCUGCACAGACUGCGGUAGAAACUUUGGUCGCCAUGCGGACUUGAUUCGCCACCAGAGAACUCACACAGGGGAGAGGCCUUACAAGUGUACAGAAUGUGAAAAAAGUUUUAUGGAAAAACCGAGACUCACUAAUCACUUGCGAACUCAUAACAUACACAUGUAAUUGGUGUGCCAAAAGCUUUCCUGGGAUAGAUUUUUUUUUUUCAUUCAGUUGUCAAAAAAUCCCUCUCCAUCCGGAGAUGAUGGCUUACAGUCAUACAUCGAUUAUAGGAGAAGCUUUAGGAUAAGACAGUUUUACUAAACUGAAUCAAAUUCAGGCAUGAAAGGCAUCUGGUUGGUGCCGGCCUAACAGUCAUUGAUUAGGACCUGAUUUUAAUUAGAGGCUAGAUGAUUCAUAUCUGGGAGGAGGACUUGUAUAGAGCAGUGCUGACUGUACAAAAAGCAUUAUUAAAAAACUCCUCUGGUGCACCGGACAGCACGUGCUAGAGAAUGUCCGUAUUAAUGCAGAAAAAUGCUGGAAGUUUUUCAGGUAUGAGAAGACUGAGGAAAUGUCACGAUCAGAACAGGAUUGUCCACAGAGCUAUAAGCAGGAAAUGGAGCUUCUAAGAGCGUAGGUUAAGGUGAAUGGUUGGGUUUGAUGUAAAAAUAGCAACAAAAAAAAGUUAGUUCAGCAGUUACAGUCAUAGGACAGUAGUGGUGGCAGUGAAAGCGCUGUCACAUGGAAAUAAUGACCAGAAUCAGUUACCUCAAACAUCUAUUUACUGGGGGUUUAAUUUCUGAGACUCUGAAAAAGAGCUUGGGUGCAUUCUUAACAUAUGUGCAAGGUAUAGGUAACGUUAUAAGCUAAAAAGAAAGCAGUGGCUUCAGCGGCAGGGACAAGAUCAGCAUACCGGAGGGGAGUCCUGCAGAGACAGCAUUUAUAGAUCACGCAUCUUCUCUCCACAGGCUGGUGAUACUCAGCAUUUUUGCUUAUUCCAGUUGAGUGCAAAGAUUAAAAAAAUUGUGUUGCCUCCUGUUCAAGCACCUGCUUUGCAGUGAGCCCGUGAGUGAAGUCGAUGUCCUCAGCUUCCUGGGAGGAGAAGUAGAGCAAGAAAAAGCUGGUGCUGUAGUGGAGUUUGAUAAGUUCUGAAAGGGAUUGGGGGAAUACACUUGGCCCCAAGGGAUCCCUGCCCAUCCCAAAUAUGGCAGUAAUGUCCAGAAAACUCUUUUAUCCCUGGCUUCUCAUUAUUUCUUUCUCAUAAUUGCCCUGGGGACAGCUUUUGUUUUAUUCUUCUCCCGUGCAGCUUAAUGCCUUAGUGGUCACAAGUACACUGUGUGCUCCUGAAUGAGGAUUCUUUGGAGCAAGGUGAUUCCUUGUGGAGCAAAUCCUGUAAAACACUAUCCUACCAAAACUGCAGUUCCCUCUGUGAAACAGUCGAAGAACACUUGAAUAGCAGGGCUGAGUCUGGCAUGUGGUCACACACCUGCAGUGGUUCAUUCAGGAGCUGCUGAAAGUAAAUCUUGGAUGAAAGACCUCGCUCUGCCUCCUUCCCCCACUUGCAAGCACAGAGCUAAGGAGCAUCCGACCAGGCAGCAGCGGUCACUUAAAUCUGAGAUUUUGUUUGCACUGAAAUAGAAAUAAUCACCUUGUUUAGAUGUUUAAGUGGAGACAGAUUAAAUGGACUUAGAGAUGGAAAGCCACGCAGGCAGUGUAGCUCCCCAAAAUGACGACAGUGUAGCGUUUCACUUGCUCAAAAUGCUGAGCGAAGCUUAAACAACAAAAUUAAGCAAACAUGUUGGAAGUGGUUCAGUAAUAAAACUAGGUGUCUCCCACGUGAGAAGCAUCGAAGGGCUAGCUCCUCAGGUUAGCAGCGGGCAGGGUGAGGGCGAACAGCUACAGGAGUUGUGAUUGCUGUAAUGCAUAUUCAGUGGUCCUGUUUUUACAGUAAAAGUUCCAAUGUGCAGGGGAAAUCCAGAGUCGGACCCUAUUGAAAUGACUUGUGUCCUGAGAAAUAAGUGACAGAAGAACUGAGAAGAGAUGUUGUAUCUAUGAUUUGGUGAAAACUUUUGCAUCAGUUUUCUUUUGCCUCUAAGCAGAAGGGCUCUGGUGUGGCAGGUGGAUUUCUCCCAACAUCCUGACCCUCUCACCUGAAACUCGGAGCACACGUGGGGAGAAAUGCAACUUCUUACGGCAUCUCACUGCACCGGCUUGGUGAGGUGUUCUCUGCUUAAAGAGUGCGGAGAUGUUAAUCCAGCUUAAAAAAAGAUAAGCUUUGUUGGUUUUGUUUUUAAUAUAGACCCUCCUUCCUGUUCCACUAAUGGUGGUAGGAAUUUUGCCUUGAUUGAGCCUCGGCUUAGCCCAGAAUGAUUAAACAAAUAGUUUAUGUGCGAGAGUAAUUGUUCCCUCUACAUGUUGCUGUUACACUUUAUAAAGUUAAAAAAUAGUUAUUUUUGAAGCUGUAUUUAAACAUUGUGUUUCCAGUCUCCAUGGAAAAAUAACACUAAAAUGUAAAACAUUAAAGAUUUAUGCCCAGUGGUAAGGGAUGUGAAACAUUAAUGCACAGAGGUUACUGGGGGCAUUUCUGUUCCUUCUAUACCCAAGGAGCAAUUCACUGUAGAGCAAAGCAGCCCGUUUUCAAGAAGACCUGAGAGGUAUGAUGCCCUCCUGUGGGUCCCCUUUUACUGGGCAGGGCAUCUCAUCAGGUAUCUUGUGUUCUGAUGCAGCAUUGUCCCCCUUGUCACCAUAACUAAAUAACCUGCACGAUGAAUGUGCUGCUUAAAUUUAAAAAGAAAAAAAAAAAGUAGCAUAAGGUAAGCAUCAGAAAGCACGGCAAGAUAAAACAGUUAUUCCAGUCCAAAGCUCAGGCUAAGGGAGAACAGGAGAAACGUGACUGAAGUGAGGUAAAAACUGGGUAACUGUCACUUGGUAUCUGCUGGGGUACUUGGGAUGUUGAGGUGGGUAACAAGUAGAAGGGUUGUAGAAACUGGCCAUUCCUUGCCCGAGUCUUUUCCCAGGAACGCGCAUGGGAAUUGUGAGAUUCUCUGAAUUCCUCUCUAGGAAAUUCUAUUCUUUUGUGCAGGGAGAGUAAGAGUUUUUCAUGGACAAUGUAAGAUACCUAAGCUGAGAAUCCAUGUGCUUGCCUUGAGAAAUAAUGUUCCUGCAUUCGGAAAUACAAACAAAUGCAUAAAAUCUUUGGUUUGUGCAGUCAGAGGAAAAAAGCCAGAUCUUUAGCAAGAUAGGUUUUCUUUAAAGAGAAUUUGCAACACAUUUAUUUAUUUAUUUUUAAAAAGCUUUAGGUCAUGUUUAAUCUGCAAAUGUUAAACUCGCCCUGCCAUGUACCACCUUGUCAGGAGCAGCGGUAACAGAAACAUGUCUGAGAAUAAAGCAUUUUUAGUUUUAAGAGCCCCUACAUUCUCUAACCGGUAGAAACAAGGUCAGGAUGUGGCAUGUGAGGCUUUUCUGCCCUUUCUCUUUUAAUUAGGCUUUAUGGAUUGCCGUCUGAAGUGUCCUCUCCCAUUCUGUUCUCUGCAAUUUGCAAAUUGAGAGGUCUGGCAUUUCAUGAUUAAUGUUUAUAAAAGAUUAUUUCUUUUUAAAGUU
This is a messenger RNA of Harpia harpyja (harpy eagle), 5607 nucleotides long. RefSeq names its product zinc finger protein 436-like. Gene Ontology annotation, molecular function: RNA polymerase II cis-regulatory region sequence-specific DNA binding; DNA-binding transcription factor activity, RNA polymerase II-specific. NCBI's taxonomy places the organism in Eukaryota, Metazoa, Chordata, Aves, Accipitriformes, Accipitridae. The transcript has 4 exons. Gene Ontology annotation, biological process: regulation of transcription by RNA polymerase II. The record is from RefSeq and is a predicted model, not a curated record. The coding region runs from base 1066 to 2193 and encodes 375 amino acids.